UACUCUCAUACCUCCUAAACUCUCUCUCUCUCUCUCUCUCUCUCUCUCUCUCUCUCUCGCGCCAAUGGUGAAGUUCUCGAAAGAGCUUGAAGCUCAGCUCAUUCCUGAAUGGAAAGAGGCUUUCGUUAACUACUGGCAGCUGAAGAAACACGUGAAGAAGAUCAAGCUCGCCCAAAAGCCCAAGCAAGUCCAAAACGCCAACGUCGAUUUCGGCCUAUCCAUUUUCGACCCCGUUCGCGCUGUCAUCAGUAGAAUCUCCGAUCACUUCCGUAAUGCCGGACAGAAUUCAGAGGUUAUCAAGGUGAAGAGCAAGAUUACGGAAGGAGAAGAUGAUGGGGGUGAACAAGUGUAUGAAACUGAGCUUGUGCAACUGUUUUCUGAGGAGGAUGAGGUUAAGCAAUUUUUUGAGAGCUUGGAUGAGGAGCUAAAUAAGGUGAACCAGUUUUACAAGACGAGAGAGGCAGAGUUUCUGGAGAGAGGAGAUCAACUGAUCAACAAGCAGCUGCAGACUCUGAAUGAACGCAAGCAAAUCCUCAGCGACCGGCGCCGGAAAAGUCUGUCGUCGAAGUCGUCUGCCGGAUUUACCACCCCUUCCUACACGUCUUCCCCUCGGAACUCGGAUUAUUCCGAAAGCCCGACGGAAUAUUGCGAAAGCCCCAUCGAAACCCCACGGAAAGAGGAUGCAAGUGCCACGGUAGAAAAAAACGGUGUAAAUUUUGUCGUUUCGCCUAAAGAAUCGAAAGCGAAGAAGGGGAACCCGACGCGGGCGAUAUCGAUGCUCUGGAAAGAUGUACUGAAGAAUCCCAAGAAAGAAUUGGGCCCAGGAACUGAUUUCAUAAACAGGAAAAAGAACCAAUGUGCAGAAAAGAUGAUCAGGGGAGCUUUUGUGGAGCUCUACAGAGGCCUUGGGCUGUUAAAAACAUACAGCUCUUUAAAUAUGACGGCGUUUACCAAGAUACUCAAGAAAUUUGACAAGGUAUCGAACGAGCAGGCAUCAACAAUCUACCUCCAAGUAGUGAAAAGAUCUUAUUUUCUUAGUUCUGAUAAGGUGGUUAGACUAAUGGACGAAGUGGAGUCCUUAUUCACAAAGCACUUCGCCAACAACGACAGGAAAAAGGCUAUGAAGUUCCUAACACCCCACCAGCACAAAGAUUCUCACAUGCUUACCUUCUUUGUUGGAUUAUCUACAGGUUGUUUUGUAACACUAUUUAGUGUUUACGGAAUAUUAGCACAUCUGUGUGGGAUGUUCUCUCCUACAACAUCUUACAUGGAAACUGUCUACCCUGUUUUCAGCAUGUUUGCUCUGCUAAGCUUGCACUUGUUCAUGUACGGGUGCAAUCUGUUCCUGUGGAAGAGCUCCAGGAUCAACUACAACUUCAUAUUCGAGUUCCAGCCCUCCACUGCCCUCAAAUACAGAGACGCUUUCCUCAUUUGCACCUCCCUCAUGACUGCGGUGGUCGCGGCCAUGGUGAUACACCUCGUGCUGCUCUCCAAUGGCUUCUCGCCUCAACAAGUCGAUGCCAUUCCGGGAAUCCUCCUUCUGAUGUUUAUCACCCUGCUCAUCUGUCCACUGAAUGUCUUCUAUCGCCCGACUCGGUUUUGUUUCCUCCGGGUAAUACGAAACAUAGUCUUCUCUCCAUUUUACAAGGUUUUGAUGGUUGAUUUUUUCAUGGCUGACCAACUUACUAGUCAGAUUCCACUGCUAAGGUAUAUGGAGUCCACAGCAUGUUACUUCAUUGCCGGAAGUUUCAAAACACACCGGUACGAGACUUGUAAUUCCGGAAAGUUUUACAAAGAAGCGGCUUACUUCAUUUCUUUUGCGCCGUAUUUUUGGCGCGCUAUGCAGUGCGCAAGAAGAUGGUACGACGAAAGUGACACGGACCACCUGGCAAACAUGGGAAAGUACGUUUCGGCCAUGGUUGCAGCCGGGGCGAGGUUAACCUACGCCCAGCAGACCGAAAGCAAACUCUGGAUGGCUAUUGUGUUGGUCACUUCCUUGGUGGCCACAACGUAUCAGUUGUACUGGGAUUUUGUCAAGGAUUGGGGACUCCUCAACCCGAAAUCCAAAAACCCAUGGCUCAGAGACGACCUCAUUGUCAAGAACAAGAGCAUCUACUAUGUGUCAAUCGCAUUCAAUUUUGUCCUGAGAGUUGCUUGGGUGGAGACCGUGAUACUAUUCUCUAUCGGGCAGUCUGAAUCACGAUUGCUAGAGUUUUUCCUGGCUUCACUGGAGGUCAUUCGACGUGGGCACUGGAACUUCUACAGGUUGGAGAAUGAGCAUCUGAACAACGUUGGCAAGUUUAGGGCCGUGAAGGCAGUUCCUUUACCAUUCCGCGACACAGAUUCAGACUGAUGAAAGUCGUUCAAUACUUAAGCGUAAGCAUAUCCCUCUAACGAGCUGAAAUGAUGAUCAAUGCAGAAUUCUCGACGUUGCUCAACAUCAACGGGACCAAUCUGCAUUUUGCAUUAGGAACCACUUGAGAAGUUCUUAACCAUUGAUCGAAGAUACUGUCGAAAAAGUGAGCCGUGAAGUUCGCAUUGUCGCGAUCCAAGCAUUCUUGGAUGGAUAUUUAUUGUUGAUCUGUAUAUUUGGGAAUUCCUAACUCGAAUCUGAUGAUAUAAAUGUAUCUUUAUUAGUAACCUACAGUUUCUUUUGCUAAUUAAUGAGUGUUGGCAAGCUUAA
Messenger RNA from Rhododendron vialii, 2683 nucleotides. Its product is annotated as phosphate transporter PHO1-like. The record is from RefSeq and is a predicted model, not a curated record. The transcript is spliced from 15 exons. Gene Ontology annotation, molecular function: inositol hexakisphosphate binding. The coding region runs from base 65 to 2353 and encodes 762 amino acids. Gene Ontology annotation, biological process: cellular response to phosphate starvation; phosphate ion transport. Gene Ontology annotation, cellular component: trans-Golgi network; plasma membrane; Golgi apparatus. Lineage: Eukaryota; Viridiplantae; Streptophyta; Magnoliopsida; Ericales; Ericaceae.